Molecule: messenger RNA, 1412 nt
Organism: Clarias gariepinus (North African catfish)
Lineage: Eukaryota; Metazoa; Chordata; Actinopteri; Siluriformes; Clariidae
Gene: mrgbp
Product: MRG/MORF4L binding protein
Exons: 5
Coding region: 53-685 (210 amino acids)
Biological process (GO): regulation of transcription by RNA polymerase II
Cellular component (GO): nucleus; NuA4 histone acetyltransferase complex
Source: RefSeq, a predicted model, not a curated record
AGAAACUCGACUAGACGUAGAAGAAGAGGAUUUAAGACGCUGGAUUAAAAACAUGGGGGAGGCUGAAGUUGUCCCAGCUGAUGAAAAACAAGUGGAUUCCGGAGCCUGUGCUGCGGAUGAGUCAGUGGUGUGGAGCCAGGAGGUGGAAGUGUGUUUGUUUCACGCGAUGUUGGGUCACAAACCAGUCGGAGUCAAUCGUCAUUUCCACAUGAUUUGUAUACGUGAUAAAUUUAGCCAAAACAUUGGAAGACAGGUGUCAUCAAAGGUCAUCUGGGAUCACCUGGGAACUAUGUAUGAUAUGCAGGCACUGCACGAGUCCGAAAUCCUUCCUUUUCCCAACUCUGAAAAGAGCUUUGUUCUGCCUGAGGGCAUAAUACAAGAGGUCAGAGAAGGAAAAAUAGGUUCAGAGGAUGAUAUAAAGGAAGAGAUUAAAGAAGAGAGGGAUCUUUCUGCCACCCAUGAAGAAGGUAGCAACUCUUCAGUGAAGAUUACUGAACGCUCAAGCAGUGGGCGAGAGAAGGAAAAGGAUCGUGAGCGUGAGAGGGAAAAGGGGAAUUCAGUCGAGUCGGGUGGUGGCUCUAAGGAGGCUGCAGGUGAGAAGCGGAAGAGAAACCGGACCACAGAAAAAACCCUGAGCACCGGCAAUCCAUCCAGCCCUGGGGGAGCCAAACGCCGCAGAACAUAGUGUUGGCCAACAGGGGCGCAUUUGGAGCAUCUAACUCAUUGGGACUGAGUGAUGGCUUAAGUUAGGCCAACCAGGGUCUCAGACAUGGUUAAAGCAUUGUGAGGCACUGUUUCUGUAUGAAUGCAAUAGUCCUCUGUUUGAGCUUUUUCAGAAGCUUGGUGUAUUUGGGAACACACCAGUGCACACAUGUAAACAGUGUACUGAAGAAUAAUCAGGACUUUGAUAGAAAGUAUAAGCAAUGGAUUGAGAAGAACUUAAAAGCCUCCAGGUUGUGGAACAUAGUACAGACCCGUGUAACUCGCCACCUUAUUUUUAUUCCUGAUAAGUACGUUUUUAAGUAGCAGUUUCUCCAUUAAACAAAUGACCUCAUGGAGUAAUUCCUGUACAUGAAUUUUUUUCUUUUUUCUUUUUCAACAAGGACUGUGGAUGCCAUGAUGGUCAAUAAUAGGGAUAGGAGGCUUAGUGUUAAAUUGUUAGAGCAGUUUAAUGCUUUUAUGUCCUGCUUUUGAUUUUCAGACUGUCUAAAUGGUGUGUGUAAUAUAACCAAAAUGGACUUAAAUCAAGUUCUUGUAUUUCCAUUAGGUGUUUGUUAAGGAGGAAUUGGAUUUUACAACCAUCUGUAUUUAUUAACUUUCUGUUUUAUAAAAAAAAAAUGUAAGCAAUGAUGGUUUGUUGUUUAUUUUAUAAAAGAAUAAAUACUGGCCUCCUUUGGUUCAUGCUUUGAAAA